AAUAAAUAAACUAUAAAAAAAAAAAAAUACAAUUAAUUAAAAAAAAAAAAAAAUUCCAUGCAUUUUAAAUCCACAAGAUAAGAACUCUUCUUCCUAAUUCCCCUAUUUGACCAAUACAAACAAGAGCAAAAACUAGCACACGCUCUUACCCAACGCCUCCUUUUGUUGAAGUUUGACACAUUAAUUUUUUUUCUUUCCUUAAUUAUAAGGUUUACUAUAACUUCGUGCAACUUCUCAUUUUUCUAUUAAAUAUCUUUCUUCCCUUCACAAUCGUUAUACCUCGUCGCAAUCUUUAAUUUUCUUCCUAUGAUACCCUUUAUUUUUCGGAGCUUUUCUAAAUCUCAGUACCCUUAAAAUUAAAUAGCUAAGAUGUUACAAAGAGAUUUAAAGAUACGUGUAUGAACCCUCAUCGUGUUCUUGACAUGUUUUAUCUUUAUUACAUUUCUUGAGAGUUCAAAAGAGGGAGAUUCUUAUAACUUUAAUUUAUACCCAUAGAAUUAUAGAGCUGGAUGUUUGGUUUUCCUUAAUAAGAAAGAAGUAAAACAGAAUAUCACUUUAUUUUGUUUUUUUAUAUAAGAUGGUGUAUUUUCAAAAGUACUAUAUUGAUCAUCUUCAUAAUGUAAGGAAAGUUGAUGAAACAAUUACAAGUAAGAUUAUGAAGGAAGAAUUAAGGUCAUCCAAGAGAAAAAAGUCUAAGCUAUAUUCACUACUCUGCCUCUCUUUGCUCUCUUGCAGCCUCAUUUGGGUGUCUCAGAUUUUCGGGUUUCCGUUUUCGUUAUCUUGUACACAUCAAGGACGAGAUAAAUUGUCGUACGAAAUAUCGGGUUCGGAUCCUCCAAUUGCUUCUUCUGCAUCAAAUGGAACAAUUUAUUGUGAUCGAAGCCAUUUUCGUACAGAUGUAUGUUUCAUGAAAGGAGAUAUUAGAACAAACUCUUCAUCCUCUUCAAUCUUCCUAUACUCAUCUACAACCCCGAAAGCCCCUCUACUUGACAUCCCUACAAAUUAUGAUGAACACGAGUUACAACAUGAAACCAUCAAGCCAUAUACCCGAAAAUGGGAGACUAGUGUAAUGAACACAAUUGAUCAAUUGCACCUAAUCUCAAAACACAAACCCUUGGCUAACUCCGGUCACAAAUGCAACGUCACACACCACGUCCCUGCCAUUUUCUUCUCAACGGGAGGCUAUACAGGCAAUGUGUACCAUGAAUUCAACGACGGUAUAAUCCCUUUGUACAUCACAUCACAACAUUUCAACAAAGAAGUAGUCUUUGUUAUCCUAGAAUACCAUACUUGGUGGUACACAAAGUAUAGUCAAAUUAUAUCACAACUUUCAAACUAUCCUCCUAUCAUAUUCAAUUCCAAUUCCAAGACACAUUGCUUUCAAGAAGCCGUCGUUGGGCUAAAAAUCCACAAUGAGCUCACAAUCGACUCAUCAAUGAGCAAAGCAAACACCUUAGGCUUUCGAAACCUUCUAAGUCGAGCUUUUCAUGCCCCAAAAAGAGUUGUAAACCUCAAGAAGAAGCCGAGAAUGGUCUUAUUGUCUAGAAGUGGGUCUAGAGGCAUAACUAACGAGCAUGCAUUGAUAAAAUUGGCAAAAAAAAUCGGGUUCAGCGUACAUAUAUUGAAACCUAAUAGAAACACCGAAUUAGGUAUCAUUUACAAAGAAAUAAGUAGUAGUGAUGUUAUGAUUGGAGUUCAUGGAGCUGCCAUGACACAUUUUCUCUUCCUAGAGAAAAAUCGCGUCUUAGUUCAAGUUAUUCCUCUAGGAACGGAUUGGGCAUCCGAGAAUUAUUAUGGAGAACCCGCGAAAAAGAUGGGAUUAAAGUACAUAGGGUACAAAAUUCAUCCUAGAGAAAGUUCAUUGUACUACAAGUAUGAUAAAGAUGAUCCUGUUUUGAGUGACCCUAAUAGUGUGAAUAAAAAGGGGUGGGAGUUUACUAAGAAGGUUUAUUUGGAUGAUCAAAACGUGAGAUUGGAUCUUAAGAGGUUUGGAAAGUUGUUAGUUCGUGUUUAUGAUGAUUACUUCAUGAACUCAAGGAUUACAACAAAACGCGACACAUAAAGUGCCAGUUUGUCAUCCCUACUCAUUUUUUGUUAUGGUGAAGAAUUAGUCCCCUGAAUUUCUUUUUAUUGUUUUUUUUUUAUCUUUAUACUACAUUUAAGUUUUGUAUGUAUAUUAAGACUGUAGGAGUAACAUGUAAACUCAAUUUUUUUGUUCGA
This is a messenger RNA of Chenopodium quinoa (quinoa), 2220 nucleotides long. Its product is annotated as EGF domain-specific O-linked N-acetylglucosamine transferase-like. The record is from RefSeq and is a predicted model, not a curated record. NCBI's taxonomy places the organism in Eukaryota, Viridiplantae, Streptophyta, Magnoliopsida, Caryophyllales, Amaranthaceae. The transcript is spliced from 3 exons. Bases 578 to 2062 code for a protein of 494 amino acids. Gene Ontology annotation, molecular function: glycosyltransferase activity.